GUAGAAUAGUUGGCAGCUGCCGACAGCUGCCAACUGACUGAUCCCAGUAUAUUUAAAUUAUUCUUUUCCUUCUCACUUUUUCUUUCCCUUCUUUCCUCCUUCACACCAACACUGCACCACCCUCCCACGAACCAAUAUUCAAGAUUUCGCAACAAUGGCACCCCGUCGCCGUCGCAACCAGACCUCCUCCUCCUCCUCCACCGGCCAAGGCCUCCCCCUUUAUAAUGUGCCUGCUCCCGCGCCUUCCACCACGUCUACCACCGCGCCGCCUGCUCCCACUGCCCCCCCUGCGCCGAGCCCGAAUGUGGCUCCUGGCUCGCUGCCGCUGACCCCAAGUCAACAAAUGGUUGACAUUCUCUAUGGUGUGGCUGGGCCAACCCCCCUUGGCACCGAUCCUCGCAUUGUUUAGCAAACACAAGAGGAGCGGGACGAGCUACGAGAGCUCCGUGCCUUUGCUCAGAGAACCCCCCUGGCACGAUUUGGCGAUCAAUAUGGCUGGCUGGUUCAGAGUGUCGUCGAUGCUGUGGGGUAUUUUGGAGUCGUGCUUGGUGGAUACUUUUUACAGCAGUAUCUUCAGGACAAGUCACCUAAGAAGCAGUGAGACUGAGUGAUUAGUGGUUGACGUAAGAGUUGAUUCAGGGAUUAAUUGAUAUU
Ilyonectria robusta is the source of this 654-nucleotide messenger RNA. RefSeq lists its product as uncharacterized. Lineage: Eukaryota; Fungi; Ascomycota; Sordariomycetes; Hypocreales; Nectriaceae. The coding region runs from base 155 to 409 and encodes 84 amino acids. The record is from RefSeq and is a predicted model, not a curated record. The transcript has 3 exons.